This is a messenger RNA of Thamnophis sirtalis, 2339 nucleotides long. The record is from RefSeq and is a predicted model, not a curated record. Lineage: Eukaryota; Metazoa; Chordata; Lepidosauria; Squamata; Natricidae.
GAAAUACAAUUCUAUGGCGACUUACCUAGAAUUUAUCCAGCAAAAUGAAGAGCGUGAUGGAGUUCGCUUCAGUUGGAAUGUUUGGCCUUCCAGCAGAUUGGAGGCCACCAGAAUGGUUGUUCCAUUGGCUUGUCUUCUAACACCUUUGAAAGAACGGUUAGAUUUACCACCUGUCCAAUAUGAGCCUGUUCUAUGCAGUAGACCAACCUGCAAAACUGUUCUCAAUCCACUCUGUCAAGUUGAUUACAGAGCCAAGCUUUGGGCUUGUAACUUCUGCUUUCAGAGGAACCAGUUUCCUCCAGCAUAUGCAGGCAUAUCUGAAGUAAACCAGCCAGCAGAACUUAUGCCCCAGUUUUCUACAAUCGAAUAUAUAGUCCAGCGUGGGCCUCAGACACCCCUGGUCUUUCUUUAUGUGGUAGACACAUGUUUGGAAGAGGAGGACUUACAAGCUUUGAAAGAAUCCUUGCAAAUGUCUUUAAGUCUGCUCCCUCCUGAUGCUCUUGUGGGAUUGAUUACCUUCGGUCGAAUGGUUCAAGUUCAUGAAUUGAGCUGUGAAGGGAUCUCCAAAAGUUACGUUUUUAGAGGAACUAAAGAUCUGUCAGCGAAACAAAUACAGGAUAUGUUGGGUCUUUCAAGGCCUGCCAUCCCUACUCAGCAAGGGAGACCACCUCAAUCCCAAGAAUCACCUCACCUUUCUAGCAGAUUUUUACAGCCUAUUCACAAAAUUGAUAUGAACAUGACAGAUCUUCUUGGAGAACUACAAAGAGAUCCUUGGCCAGUUACUCAAGGAAAGAGACCCUUGCGAUCCACUGGAGUAGCUUUGUCAGUUGCUGUUGGACUACUUGAGGGAUCAUUUCCAAAUACUGGGGCUAGAAUAAUGUUGUUUACUGGAGGGCCACCAACUCAAGGGCCAGGCAUGGUGGUAGGAGAUGAGCUGAAAACUCCGAUUCGUUCGUGGCAUGAUAUAGAUAAAGACAAUGCACGAUUCAUGAAGAAAGCUAUGAAACAUUAUGAGGCAUUGUCUAAUCGUGCUGCUGCUAAUGGACACUGCAUUGAUAUUUAUGCAUGUGCUCUUGAUCAGACUGGUCUUCUGGAGAUAAAGUGUUGUACAAAUAUAACUGGGGGUUAUAUGGUGAUGGGAGAUUCGUUUAAUACUUCUCUCUUCAAGCAAAGUUUCCAGAGAUUGUUUAGCAAAAAUCUCAGUGGAGAAUUCCGAAUGGCUUUUGGAGCAACUCUAGAAGUGAAAACUUGUAGAGAACUGAAGAUAUCUGGAGCUAUUGGACCAUGUGUAUCCUUAAAUGCCAAAGGGCCAAGUGUUUCUGAAAAUGAACUCGGAAUAGGUGGCACAUAUCAGUGGAAAAUUUGUGGACUUGACCCCACCAUGACUCUUGCCAUUUAUUUUGAAGUAGUAAAUCAGCACAACACUCCAAUACCUCAGGGUGGAAGAGGAGCCAUCCAGUUUGUUACACAUUAUCAGCACUCCAGUACCCAGAGGCGCAUUCGUGUGACUACUGUUGCUAGAAAUUGGGCAGAUGCACAGAGUCAGUUGCAGCACAUUGAAGCUGCAUUUGACCAAGAAGCAGCUGCUGUCCUGAUGGCUCGAUUGGGUGUCUACAGAGCUGAAUCAGAGGAAGGGCCUGAUGUCUUGCGAUGGCUGGAUAGGCAACUAAUUAGACUUUGUCAGAAGUUUGGACAAUACAGCAAAGAUGAUCCAAAUUCAUUUAGGUUGUCUGAUUCAUUCUCCUUGUACCCCCAGUUCAUGUUCCAUUUGCGACGAUCUCCAUUCCUUCAAGUAUUCAAUAACAGUCCAGAUGAAUCUUCCUAUUACCGUCAUCACUUUGCCAGGCAGGAUUUGACCCAGUCUCUUAUUAUGAUUCAGCCUAUACUUUAUUCUUACUCAUUCUAUGGACCACCUGAGCCUGUACUAUUGGAUAGCAGCAGCAUUCUUGCUGAUAGGAUUCUGCUGAUGGAUACUUUUUUCCAGAUUGUUAUCUAUCUUGGUGAGGCACGGUUUCUCCUAUCUAAAGUGAAUCCUUCUCAGACUCAUAAUAAUCUAUACGCAUGGGGACAAGAAUCUGGUGCUCCAAUACUAACGGAUGAUGUUAGUCUACAAGUAUUCAUGGACCAUCUAAAAAAGCUGGCUGUAUCAAGUGCAUCCUAAUUUUGAUACUAAAGUCUCAAAAAUCAAUAAUCUUAUUGAAUCAUGCUGCUAAUAGAUUACAGACUGCCAAGAAACUAAUAACAUUCCUUUCCUUUUUUUAAUCAGAAUUUUAAUUAACCCAUAUAAAAACUGGAAAUUUACAUUUUAGAUUUAAUUUAUUGAUAUACUUAUCUUUAUU